Messenger RNA from Talaromyces marneffei, 1506 nucleotides. RefSeq lists its product as uncharacterized. The transcript is spliced from 5 exons. The record is from RefSeq and is a predicted model, not a curated record. Lineage: Eukaryota; Fungi; Ascomycota; Eurotiomycetes; Eurotiales; Trichocomaceae. Gene Ontology annotation, biological process: secondary metabolite biosynthetic process. Gene Ontology annotation, molecular function: monooxygenase activity; FAD binding. Bases 1 to 1506 code for a protein of 501 amino acids.
AUGGCAGUUAUACCGGCUACAGAAAACCCUUCCCUCCCACCACGAGGCCACCCCGUCGGGAUAUCUGCACUCAUUGUAGGUGCCGGAGUCGCAGGACUUCUGUGCGCGCUUGAACUAUGGCGCCAAGGCAUUGAAGUCCAGAUCAUCGAACGAUCUCCCUCUCGAAACACCAGUGGCGAUGGAUUUAGUAUCUCCUACAACAUUAUACGCUCGUUACGUAACUGGCCUUACAUGGCCAAGAAAAACGAAGAGAUCGCCUUCCAUUCGUACCUCGCAUGGCACAACAAUAAGGGGGAACGAGUCACGGAGCCCAUCAAGCUGGAGAUCGAGGAGAGUAAAGGCCCGGGCAUAGAAGAAGAAGAAGAAGAAGAAAAAAGCGGCCCAUCUCACCAGGUGUACCGUCACUCUCGUCCCUUGUUUCAUCUUAUGCUGGAUACGCAGCUCCAAAUGAUCGGUUUGAAAGUGCAGUAUGGCAAGCGGGCUAUACGCUAUAUCGAUGAGGAUCCAGAACAAGGUACAAAGGCCGCCGUGGAACUAGACACGGGGGAAAUUAUCGAGGCAGAUGUCGUUAUUGCUGCGGAUGGAGUUGGUGGUCAUUCCACAAAGGCUACGUUGGGACACGAAGUACCUGCACGUUCGACGGGACACGCCAUUUACAGAGCAGCCUUUCCUGUCGAGAUUGUCUUGUCUGAUCCUGAACUUGCGGAAAGAUUCAAAUUGCUUCCAGAUGGUAGUCCGGUUGCAGAAUUAUGGAUUGGUGAAGGCAUCGCGGCCACAUUUGGACGAACCCAAUCUGAGAUGGGGUGGAGUCUUAGGCACAAGGCAUCUCAAGACUCAGCAGAGUCGUGGUCAAAGUAUAUUGCACCCCAACAAGUGAUCGAUGACACCACUUCAAAGAUCGAAGGAUGGCCUGAAUACGCAAAUCGCUUGAUUUUGAUGACUCCUAAGGACAAACUCCUCAACUUUGAGCUUGUCUGGCGUGAUCCACAGCCUAUUUGGACCUCGAAGAGUGGACGUAUAGUGCAGAUUGGCGAUGCAGCACACACAUUUCUUCCCUCUUCUGGCAACGGGGCCAAUCAAGCCCUGGAAGACGCGAUCUCACUCGCCAAAUGUCUGGCAAUUGCCGGCAAGGACAAUAUUGGAGAAGCGACUAAGGUGCACAACAAGCUUAGAUUCGAACGUGUAUCAUGCCUCCAAAAAGUAGGAAUCAUCAACCAAGCAACCGGAUACGGCCAGAAUGACAAGAACAAUCAAAUUGCCAGCGACUUCAAACCUAUACCCAAGUACGUAAAAGCGCUUAUGGCUCCGUGGGUAGUGAAACAUGACCCAGAACAAUACGCCGCAGAAAAGUACCAUAAGGCACUAGCUGCACUGAAAAGCGGGGAUCAAUUUGAGAGUACCAAUAUUCCAAGAGGAUAUGAUUCUAAGCCGUGGAACUUUGAAGAGCUUUUGAAAAUUGUGCAAGAAGGGGGCGAGAUGGAGCUGAAUGAAGAUUGGUAUAAAUGA